AUGCCAAAAAACUUAUUUGACAUGUUUAUAUUAUUUUGUUUGAGCUUAUGGAGUGGUGUGUUUGGUGUUGAUGAAGUGAAGUCAGUGUCAGUGACGGAGGGAGAUUCUGUCACUCUAAACUCUGAUGAUACUGAUAUAAUGGGAGAUGAACUGAUAAUGUGGAGAUUUGGAAACAACAACAGUCUCAUAGCUAAAAUGAACAGAAAGGACAAUAAGAGAGAGUUUUAUGAUGAGAGAUUCAGAGACAGACUGAAGCUGGAUCAGACUGGAUCUCUGAGCAUCACAAACACCAGAACCACAGACUCUGGACUUUAUCGAGUACUCGGCACCAGAACAGAAACACCACUCAGCAUAUUCAAUCUCACUGUCUAUGCUCAUCUGCCUGUUCCUGUCAUCAGCAGUAAUUCAUCAUCGCAAGGAUCAUCAGUGUCCAGUUGUGUGUUUCUGUGUUCAGUGGUGAAUGUGGGUCAUGUGACUCUCUCCUGGUACAAAGGAAACAGUUUAUUGUCCAGCAUCAGUGUGUCUGAUCUCAGCAGAAGUGUUUCUUUAUCUCUGGAGUGUCUGGAUGAUUCCUACAGCUGUGUGCUGAACAAUCCCAUCAGCAACCAGACGAGACAUCUCAACACUGAGCUCUGUCAGCCAUGUGCAGAUGACUGUGUCUGCUGCUGUGGUUUUACUGAAGCUGUGAUCCGAUUGGUUCUCUCUGCUCUGGUGGGCGUGGCUGCUGUUGCUGUGCUGGUUUAUGACAUCAGAUACAUAAGUCUUCAACAGAAGAGAAGAGAGCAGACAUCAGCAUCAAACUCUGAUUAAUCAGAUACUCAGAAAAGUGGAGAUCGUCUCAGUGACUGGAGAUGUUAGAUCACAAGAAAUAUCAUUUAAGUAAUUCAUUUUUUUAUUUUUCAGAAUCUAAACUCUCCUUUUUAGUUUGCAUUUCUAAUGUUAUUUAUAUAUCGCUUUUCACAAUACAAAUCAUUAUAAAGCAGCUUUUCAAAGAACAGUGUCUUACAUUAUGCACAGUGAUUAAUAAGAUAAGCAAUAAAUAGAAUGAUGUUGUUGUUUUUGUAUUCUGUUGUAUUUGUAUUAUUGUAAGAUAAGUUGUAGAAUCAAAGACUCCCACAUAGAAUAGAAUAUAGUGAUAUUACUGUUUCCAUUCCAUUGCUCACUGUUGUAUUUGAGAACACAAAAUAAUGUGAUUCUAUUAAUCAACAUUUGUUGUAAGCCAUGAUUAAUGUUCAGUUAUUUUAAUUGAAUUUGUGGGCUUUUUAGUAUAGGUAAAUAUAUGUCACUGUAAAUGUUUACAUGAGGCAACUUUUUGAGCAAUUUUGUCAGGAAAUGUUGCUUGGGCACUUUCCCACUGCAAUACAUUUCUAUCUGGAUACUUUUGAUCGAUUAUGGAUCCUAUCACCUUCAAUCUCCCAUGUGGUGAAAUUUUUAAUAUGAACAGAACUGUUAAUAAGUGGGAAUCCUUUUCUUUGAAUAGACCGACUAUUACUUAUAUUUGUUACAAUAUUUAGUUUUACGUUAGUGCAGUGCUUCUCAACUCCAGUCCUCAGGAAUCACCUCCCAGGAUAUUUUAGAUGUCUCUCUGUUCAACACACUAGAAGGUGAUGAGUUGAAUCAGGUGUUUUAAUUAGUGAGACAUCAAAAACAUUCUGUUAGGUGGG
This is a messenger RNA of Onychostoma macrolepis, 1664 nucleotides long. RefSeq lists its product as uncharacterized. The record is from RefSeq and is a predicted model, not a curated record. NCBI's taxonomy places the organism in Eukaryota, Metazoa, Chordata, Actinopteri, Cypriniformes, Cyprinidae. The transcript has 4 exons. Bases 1 to 810 code for a protein of 269 amino acids.